This is a messenger RNA of Jaculus jaculus (lesser Egyptian jerboa), 807 nucleotides long. It is a transcript of the gene Cib2, whose product is annotated as calcium and integrin binding family member 2. NCBI's taxonomy places the organism in Eukaryota, Metazoa, Chordata, Mammalia, Rodentia, Dipodidae. The coding region runs from base 75 to 638 and encodes 187 amino acids. The record is from RefSeq and is a predicted model, not a curated record. Gene Ontology annotation, molecular function: calcium ion binding. The transcript has 6 exons.
GGGGCUCCGGGGCUCCAGCGGCCGCUGAUGGGAAGACGGCGCCCGGGCCGGUGAGCGACGACGCCGCGGCCACCAUGGGCAACAAGCAGACCAUCUUCACCGAAGAGCAGCUGGACAACUACCAGGACUGCACCUUUUUCAACAAGAAGGACAUUCUCAAGCUGCAUGCGCGGUUCUACGAGCUGGCCCCCAACCUCGUCCCGAUGGACUACAGGAAGAGCCCCAUCGUCCACGUGCCCAUGAGCCUCAUCAUCCAGAUGCCGGAGCUCCGGGAGAAUCCCUUCAAGGAACGCAUUGUGGAGGCUUUCUCGGAGGAAGGCGACGGGAACCUCACCUUCAACGACUUUGUGGACAUGUUCUCUGUGCUCUGUGAGUCAGCUCCCCGAGAGCUCAAGGCCAAUUACGCCUUCAAGAUCUAUGACUUCAAUACUGACAACUUCAUCUGCAAGGAGGACCUAGAGCGGACGCUGGCCCGGCUCACCAAGUCAGAGCUGGACGAGGAUGAAGUGGUGCUCGUGUGUGACAAAGUCAUCGAGGAAGCUGACCUCGAUGGGGACGGCAAGCUGGGCUUCGCUGACUUUGAGGACAUGAUCGCCAAGGCCCCCGACUUCCUCAGCACUUUCCACAUCCGGAUCUGAGGACACUGCCUAGGAUGCAGGGGCCGGGAAGCCUGCCCUUAGCCUGAUGUCUGCACAGGUGGCUCUAAGCACCCCAGGAAAGGAACUGUGGCUUCUGGGGUUCACAUGCACAGACAUUUCCUGUUGCCCUUCCAGCAAAAAAAUAAAUAAAUAAAAAUGCCCCCCAAAU